Molecule: messenger RNA, 965 nt
Organism: Magallana angulata
Lineage: Eukaryota; Metazoa; Mollusca; Bivalvia; Ostreida; Ostreidae
Exons: 2
Coding region: 112-537 (141 amino acids)
Cellular component (GO): nucleus
Source: RefSeq, a predicted model, not a curated record
UUGUAUCUCAUUAAACUUUUAAGAUCAAGGUUUUUCUGUUAUACUACAUGUACAUGUACAGUGUAGUUGAGUUCUAAAAAACUUCCAGAUAUGAAAUAUUUUGCCUAAUUUAUGAACAACAAAUUUACAGGUGGCGGCCCCCCUCCAAGGCCUUUGAGUGCCUUUGCAGAAACGGUAUCGAAUGUUGUAGGUCAACAUAAUGCCUGUUUAAGUGGCAUUGAUGGCGGUAUUGACUCUUCCAUGCUACAGAUGCUGGGCGAUAGUGAACAAUUUGGACUGGGAAUACAUGUCAUUGAAGGACCACCAGACAUAGAGCCACACAUCAUUUCCACAGGCACUACACAAGACACUGCAGCCACAAUAACUUCCCCGCCCCCUGCUAGAACAGCAGCGUCCCAGCAAACGCCAGCUACUCAUGCUGAAUACAGCAGUAGCACUAGUCUGAAAAGAAGAAUUGAAGAACUAACUGUAAACAAACUUGAACUUGAAGUUGAUUACUUGCAAUUGAAAAUAAGAAAGUUAAAGGGAGAGGAAUAAAUUGAAUCAUUCACUGUCCAUCUGUCAUCCAUAAAAAAAAUUGUUCAUUAAUAGGAAUGAUAUUUUUUGACAAGUAUACCUGGUAACAUAGUAAUCCUUUAUGAAUAAAAUUAUAAUUGCCAUUAUAAACACAUAAUUCAGAUAAGUAAUGUUUGUAACCUACAUCUAAAAUGAGACUAUCAUAUCAAAUUAUACAAGAUGUUCAGAAAUAUUACCAGUACAAAUUUAAGGAUAAUAGUUCUGUAUAUUAAGUUGAAGUGAAUUAUGUAAUAUAGAUAUAUUAUGUGUCAUUUAUUUAACAACAUUAUGAGAAUGCAUGUACAUAAGACAGAAAGAUGCAUAUACACUGUACAUGUUUAUAUUAAAUUAAUGUAUUUUGAGCUAGUAUUAUAUAAAUUCAUAGAAGAUUUAUUUCAAUUUUGUUUUAA